This is a messenger RNA of Centrocercus urophasianus (Greater sage-grouse), 3555 nucleotides long. RefSeq names its product G protein-coupled receptor 158 (gene GPR158). Lineage: Eukaryota; Metazoa; Chordata; Aves; Galliformes; Phasianidae. The record is from RefSeq and is a predicted model, not a curated record. Gene Ontology annotation, cellular component: membrane. Bases 1 to 3528 code for a protein of 1175 amino acids. Gene Ontology annotation, molecular function: G protein-coupled receptor activity. Gene Ontology annotation, biological process: G protein-coupled receptor signaling pathway. The transcript has 11 exons.
AUGGCAUCGCUCCGGCUUCUUCUCCUCCUGCUCCUGGCCCAACGCGGGCUCGGAGCCGCGGCCGGCCGAGGGCGGGCGCCGGGAGUCAGGCAGCCCAUCUACAACCACAUCAAGAGCCGCGAUCCGCCCCCGGCCCCGCGGAGCCGCUCUCCGGAGAGCACCAUCUUGGCGCAGCGGCUCGCCGAGGAGGUGCCCCAGGACGUGGCCUCGUUCCUCUACACCGGCGAUUCUCGGGAGCUGCGGAGGGCCAACUGCUCCGGGCGCUACGAGCUGGCCAGUCUGGCCGGCAAGUCGCGCUUCGUCUCGCACCCGUCCCUGCACGGCGCCCUGGACACCCUCACGCACGCCACCAACUUCCUCAACAUGAUUCUGCAGAGCAAUAAGUCGCGGGAACAGAACUUGCAGGAGGACCUGGAGUGGUACCGGGCGCUGAUCAGGAGCCUCCUGGAAGGGGAUCCCAACAUCUCCAGGGCAGCCAUCACCUUCAGCACGGAGCCCUUCUCUGCCCCCCAGGUGUUCCUCCAGGCCAGCAGGCACGAGAACCAGAUCCACCUGCAGGACCUGUCCUCCUCCGCUCACCGCCUGGCUAACGGAUCCCUGGAGACGGAGUGGUUCCAGGGCCUGAAGCGCAAGUGGAGGCCGCAUCAGCACAGGAAGGUCUUGAACACGGGCUCCAAAACUUUGGAGAACAGCUGGAAGAGGCGAGAGGGCUUCACAGCUGAUAAGAACCACAUCAGAUGGUCCUCUCCUUACCUGGAGUGUGAGAACGGGAAUUACAAACCCGGCUGGUUGGUGACUCUCUCAGCAGCUUUCUAUGGACUGCAACCAAACCUUGUCCCUGAAUUCAGAGGUGUUGUUAAAGUCGACAUAAAUCUGCAGAAGGUGGAUAUCGACCAGUGCUCGAGUGAGGGGUGGUUCUCAGGAACACACAGGUGUCAUCUCAACAACUCUGAGUGCUUGCCGAUUAAAGGUCUUGGAUUUGUGCUUGGAGCCUACAAAUGUAUUUGCAAGGAGGGAUUCUAUCACCCCAACAUCUUUUCAGUGAACAGCUUUCAGAGAAAGGAUGCAGACAAUCGCUUUUCUGGAGGGGACUUGUCAGAGGAAGUCUACACCUGCCUGCCCUGCAGGGAAGGAUGUUCUAAUUGUAAAGAUGAUACUCCCUGCUAUGCACAGGAGGACAAGUAUUUACGGCUUGCUAUCAUCUCAUUCCAAACGCUCUGUAUGCUGCUGGACUUCAUAAGCAUGCUGGUAGUCUACCAUUUUCGCAAAGCAAAGAGUAUAAGAGCUUCAGGUCUGGUGCUGUUGGAAACCAUUCUUUUUGGAUCACUUCUUCUAUACUUUCCGGUUGUCAUUUUGUAUUUUGAGCCAAGUGUAUUUCGCUGUGUUCUCCUAAGAUGGGUUCGUCUUCUGGGCUUUGCUACAGUUUAUGGAACUGUGACGCUCAAGCUGCACAGGGUUUUGAAGGUAUUCCUGUCCAGAACUGCUCAGCGUAUUCCAUAUAUGACAGGUGGGCGAGUGAUGAGGAUGCUGGCUGUAAUUCUCCUGGUAGUGUUUUGGUUUCUUGUUGGCUGGACUUCUGCAAUAACCCAAAAUUUGGAGAGAAACAUUCCUCUAAUUGGCCAAGGGCAAACAUCUGACCACCUGAUCUUCAAUAUGUGCCUCAUGGACCGCUGGGAUUACAUGAUGGCUGUUGCUGAAUUUUUAUUCCUCUUGUGGGGUGUUUAUCUCUGCUAUGCAGUGCGGACAGUCCCAUCAGCAUUUCAUGAGCCGCGUUAUAUGGCUGUUGCAGUUCACAAUGAGCUCAUUAUCUCUGCUAUAUUCCAUACAAUUAGAUUCAUUCUUGCUUCAAGACUUCAGUCUGACUGGAUGCUGAUGCUGUUCUUUGCACACACGCACUUGACUGUGACAGUCACUGCUGGGCUACUACUGAUCCCUAAGUUUUCACAUUCAAGCAAUAACCCAAGAGAUGAUAUAGCUACAGAAGCUUAUGAAGAUGAACUUGAUAUGGGCCGAUCUGGAUCCUAUCUGAACAGCAGUAUCAAUUCAGCAUGGAGCGAGCAUAGUUUGGAUCCUGAAGAUAUUCGGGAUGAGUUGAAGAAACUGUAUGCCCAGCUUGAAAUCUAUAAAAGGAAAAAGAUGAUUGCUAAUAACCCGCAUCUCCAGAAAAAAAGGUGCUCUAAAAAGGGCUUGGGGCGCUCGAUAAUGAGGCGUAUUACAGAAAUCCCAGAGACAGUCACUAGGCAGUGCUCCAGGGACGAGAAGGACCUGAUGGAGCACAAUGCUGUGAAAAGCACGGCUACGCUGAAAAAACCCCCACAAGAUUCCACAAGUUCUGCAAAGCCAAAAGAAGAGACCUUGAAAAACAGAGUCUUCUCAUUAAAGAAGUCCCACAGCACUUACGAUCACGUCAGGGAUCAAACAGAAGAGUCUAAUAGCGUAACUGCAGAAAGCACAGAAGUUACAGCUGCUGAGAAUUCAAUUCUGGAUUCCUUCACUGGUAACAGUUUAACCAAAAAAGCUGAAAAAGGUGAAGCUGUGUCCACUGAAUCGGUCCCUUUGGUGUGCAAAUCACUAAGUGCGCAUAACUUAAGUGCAGAUAAGAAGCCUCUGCAUCCAAGAACAUCUGUGUUACAGAAAUCCCUCAGUGUUAUUGCUAGUGCCAAGGAAAAGACUCUGGGACUUACGGGUAAAACACAAAGUCUAGAAGAAAGCGCUAAAUCUCAGAAAUCUCAGCAGAAAGGGAAGGAAGGCAGCAAAAAGCACUCGGCCACCGAUAAAGGGGAGCACAAGGAUUCUCACCGGAAGAACUCUACUCAGUCUGAGGAGACAAAGAAAACCCAUAAGUCUGGCAUUAUGAAGCAGCAAAGGGUUAGUCAGACACCUGCAAAUCCAGACACAGGCCCAGGUAAGACUCUGCACAAGGACACUUUCGACAUAGGAGAAAUUUGUCCUUGGGAGAUAUAUGACCAAACUCCUGGUCCUGUGCCUUCUGACUCUAAGAUUCAAAAACAUGUGUCAAUUGCUUCCUCAGAAGCAGAGAAAAAUCACCCUUCCCAGCCAAAGGGGAAAUCUCAUCAUAAGCAGAAGAUGCCUGAGGGCUCUCAACAGUCGAAUCAGCAGAGCCCACAGAAGUUGGAGGCGGGCACUCGGGAGGUGCAAGAGCAGCACGUUUUUGAAAGUGAUAAAAAACAGUUGAGUUCCAAAUCUCAGGGCUCCCCUGGGCUGAAUCGCGAGAACGUUAACAGAUAUGCACCAAAUGUUUGUGGGGGGGAGCACGAGGAGCUGCCCCAGAAAGCAGCAGAAAACGUCAAUAAAUUGGUGGAACAAAAGAAAAUUGCCUCAUCUGAGGGAAAUGUGAUUUCUGACUCCCGUAAGCCAGGUGGUUACUCGCAGCAAUCUUUAGCAUCUCGAGCUGAAGUCUGCCCUUGGGAGUUUGACACACCAGAUUUACCAAAUGCAGAAAGAAGUGUAGCUUUAUCAAACACCUCUGCUAUAAGUGCAAAUAAAACAGCAACACCUCGAAAAUAAGAGGCUUUUGGACUGAGGAAAGUAGCA